This is a messenger RNA of Heterobasidion irregulare TC 32-1, 5651 nucleotides long. RefSeq names its product GTPase activating-like protein. The record is from RefSeq and is a predicted model, not a curated record. NCBI's taxonomy places the organism in Eukaryota, Fungi, Basidiomycota, Agaricomycetes, Russulales, Bondarzewiaceae. Gene Ontology annotation, biological process: regulation of GTPase activity; small GTPase-mediated signal transduction. Gene Ontology annotation, molecular function: guanyl-nucleotide exchange factor activity. The coding region runs from base 61 to 5394 and encodes 1777 amino acids. Gene Ontology annotation, cellular component: cytoplasm. The transcript is spliced from 11 exons.
CUUCUGCCACCGCCCACAAUCAUCGAACCGGGCGACGAGGGAGACACGCGAGGAACUGUGAUGGACAAGCGGUCGUCGCAGAUCACAUAUCACGCCGGGUUUGUCAAUCGGAUGUCCGAUUUUUCACCACCCCCAACCCAUGCAAGCACCUAUGCCCAUGCGGCGACCUCACUCACGAAGGGGUGGAAACCAUUUAAGCUAGUAUUGCGCGGGACGAAGCUGCAGUUCUACAAGCCGCCAUAUGACCGCGUUGCUGCAGUCAAAGAGCUUUUCCCGAUAGGUGUCGUGUCGGUGGACGAGGAGGAGGAAGCUGAGGCGGGUUUGUCUGACGUGGUCGAUGAUACCAAGGCCGAAGCCAAACCGACUCCAUUGAGAAGGAGAAGAGCAUACUGGGGCCGUAGGAUGCAUCCUGACUUGGUAAUACGGGAAGAGGCAAUCGAAAAGGGGACUCUGGAGGCGCUUGUGCACGAGGCAGUGUUCGCAACAACUUUCCGGGAAAACGGAUUGGAAGCAGGACCGAUCGACACGCGAACGGGGGAGUGGCAGGACUUCGCAUCGGCAAUUCUCUUUGCGCUGCCCACGCUUGUUGGCGCUGGCAGGUUUGAAACGGAACUUCUCCGUUGCUGCGCGUAUCUUGUCAGCGGUGCGGAGGAUCUUCUCAAGGAGAUUGAGCGUGGGCGCGUCCAAUGGCUCGCAAACGAAUAUGUUCGGUAUCAUGGAUCACCUGCUGACCCAAGUGCUUGGGAGACCUUCCGAAAGGAGACUAUUCCUGACUGCCCGAAGGGCUUUUGGCAACUUGACGCCAGCGCUCAUCGGGCGUCAUCGUCGACCCAAGCGCUAUAUUCGCGGUCACCGAAGUCGAAUGCGAGUACAAACAACCCUGAUUCGUUCUCUCCCAACGUCAACACAUUUUCACCACGUCCUGGCGCAGGUGAUGUGAUGGGUUCGCUCACUUCUAUGGCGGACAUGCUAGCGCCGAUUUUACCGGGGAGGAAAUCAACUGAUUUGCUCAGUCGACCGUCCAUGUCUAGCAACAAGGACAUCAUAUGGAGCACCCUGGAGCGUGAAGGUUUUACCAAGGAGGUCUUGCUGAGGCUUAGUCCACGGCUCGUCGCCCGCAGUCUCUUGAUCUUCAACCGUAACAUUUUAGAGUCACUGCCAGAGAACUUGACCGCUGACAACUGCUUACUGGAUGACUCUUCUACUGGUCGACCCCUCCCUGUCGCCUCUGAUGCCCAAGUUGAAGAUGCUGCUCAGAAAGUGACCGUCUUUUUUGGCAGCGACGAUCGUCCUCAUUGGCUCACCAAAUUGGUCAUUCUGCAUAUCCUUGGCCCGGACUCGCCAUCGUUCACUUCGCGUAUGUCGGGCGAUCAGGCACCUCAGACGUCUCGCACACAUACUCGCUCUGAGGUUAUCUCUGCGUGGGUGCGCGCAGGGGAGUUGAGCCGCCUCGCCGGUGAUCAUUGUUCAUGGCAGGCGAUUCGUGCUGCACUGUGCUCCCGUCCCAUAGCACGGCUAGAAAAGGCAUGGAAACGCGUCGAUACUUCUUCUAUAUCAGUGGUGGAGAGUUGGAUCAAACAAGUUCAGGGAUUCGAUCGGAUCGGAGGCGUCGACGUGAUCAUGACGCCUUGGGGCGGGGAUCUACACCAGAAGAUCAGAACAGCUUUGGAUCGAGCGAAGGUUGGAGGUGAAGAGGUAUGGACAGUAGGGAAGUUGACAGAAGCUAAGGAUCUUUUCGAGGGUUUCCGGACAUCCUUCUCUCUGUGUCCAAGAAAAAACAAUCCAUUACUUGAUGACGUUUCUGAAGACAUUGAGAGGUUGGCAUCUGCAUGGAAGGACUUAUGUAUCUCUGGCGGAGGCAAGGGCAAUAUCGCUUCUCAGUUUAUCCACGUCGAUCAAUUCAUGUCACUUUCAAUCGCAGCGGAAUCUCGGCGGAAGGGACUAUAUGAGCCUUAUUUCUGGUCUCCAUCAGCACUUUCAACCAGUCCUACCAAUCACACUCUCGCGUCUCUGCUCUUUCCAGAGCACCUGCCAGAGGUGUCUCUUAUCAAUCGCUCACAAGUAUGGCGAGGUCGCUUAGAAAGUGGAGCAACGCAGCUUAGCGUUCAAGAUGUGCAGUUUUUACGGAGCGCAGACUCGGCUUCAAAACUUGCCAGCAGUCAAAAGAGGAAGAGUUUGGGCACCGCAAGAGAUGGUCUCAAUGGCGAGGAGUUUGGGGGUACCAUUAUACCAAUUUUCGAUGGGGAGUUGUUACUUCUUGUUCAGCCUGGGGCAGAGACAUCGAUAUCACCAACUUCGUCCCGCCCUCCUUCGAGACCCUCUAGCUCCGUGAUCGACCCAAGCAUUACUGAGAAGCCCAUGUCCCGUGCUCCGUCGAUUCGAGUAAAGGCUGGUUCACAUGCCAUGGAUCGCAAGGCAAGCUUGGCGCGGCGAAGUUCCUUGCCUUCGAUAUCUCAACGAGCUAGUGUCGUACUUCAAGAGCACCCUUCCGAGCGACCCGUUCGUGUGGUUGUGAAAGCUGGCACACUGGAGCGUCUGGUGGAGGUUCUCGCUCAUGGUCUUCCUGGCAUAUCAGUCUCAAUCGCGGACGAUAAUGGCGAGAUGCCAUUACGGGAGGGAGUGGCCCGUGACAUUCGACUAGACCGUAGUGAUUUCGCCUCAAUCUGGUGGAAUGUUUACCGCAGUUUUGUUACGCCUUUGGUAUUCUUUGAGCUUUUGCGUAAACGUUAUGUUAGUGCCUCUUUAGCAGGGCAAUCUGCUGUUGCUGAACUUCAGCAUAUUGCCCAAGUCCGCUCCGAAAUUUUGGAAGCCAUCUCAGAAUGGAUCCAACUCGGCGGGGGUGCACAGGAUAUCCUUGAUGAUGGCCCACUUUUUCAUGCCGUUCAAGCAUUUUUCAAUAGUCCCACUGAUCACGAAAUGCCAGAUUCUCCAGCCAAGGACGAUCUUACCGUCUCGCAUGCUUGGUCGAGUCUCAACCAAACUCGUGCUUCUGUGACCACCCUUCUCACCUGCCAGACAAUGCGGCCUACUAUUCAGAGUCUUUCAUAUCCGGAAAUUGUUACGAACUCUUCAUUGUCGGAAGGAUUUGGAAUCGACCCACCAGAUCUCGAUAACGCAGAUCCUGAAGGCCUUGUCAAUAACUUCGACGCAAUGGCUUCAGCUGCAUUCCGCAAUGUCACAGAAGAGGAUCUGUUCGUUACCGCGGACCUACUCGAAGUUCAGACCGCCGACCGAAUGGGGUGGCUACUUCCUCGAGAUGCGAGCACGACCAACGACGAUGUCGAGAUUCAGACCAUUUAUUCUUACAUUUCGGAGAUCGAGCCUUCGACGCUUAUAUCCGAACUCACCCAUGACUCUAUAUUUCGGCUUCUCCCCCCGGGCCUUCGCAGCUGCCUGCGUGCACACCACGUUCUACGCAAGUGGGUUGUCUCUCAGAUCGUUGCCCCACGUUUAGGACUUCAAGUCCGACAAGCACGAAUGGAGCUUCUCCUUCAGGCGGUCGAGAUUUGUCGUCGAUCCAGUUUGUCAGAUUCUCCCGACGGCUUUCCCGAAAAGCCCAGUAUUCGGUCGUUUGUCGAGUUCGUUUUGACAUCCGCGAUUAUCAGCGCUGAGAGUCGCAUACAUCAGCGUGCAUGGUACAAUGUAGCAAAUGCCCGUAAAGUAGGGUGCGAGAGUUUGGUCGCUUUUCUGGCAAAACCUGUUUGCCAACCAUCGACACCGAAAUGGCCCCUGGCUACGGAUAUGGGCUGGACCCUGGAGCGUAUGUUAGAACUGAUCAGCCUCCCCGAUGUUCAUGAAUCACUCUCUCCCGAAGGACGCCCUCUCGUUAACUUUGAUAAACGACGACAACUGUGUAACCUCAUUUCAAACACGCCCUGCGUUUCUCGGAGUCGCCUUAGAAGAGACAUUGAUCGCCGUGACUUCGAACGCUUGGGCAAUAUCGAGCGGGAAGUUGGGUUGCUGCAAUUUGAUCUACGCAGUACCAAAGAGGAUGCUUACAGGGAGUUAUCUCAUGCUGGAGUUAGUGGCCCUCCAAAACGAGCCCAGCGUCCCUUCCAGAAGCAUGUUUCGGCUCAACACGAGAAGAACAAGCGGGACCGGUACCUUCGUGAUCGCCUUAGCAAAGAACGCAAGCAAGAGCAGCUGAAGAACGACCGAAAAGACGAGUAUCUCAACAAGGCUAUGCAUACCCGCCGCCCCUACACAGCUGCGCAACGGCAACACAGGAUAAAGAAAAGUGCUUCGUCUGGGUUUUUCCAACAGCUUAUGAGACCGAUCUCGAGCGCCUUUUCCUUGGAUAAUGUGGACUCCUCGUCUGGUAAGCGUACAGCCGCCGAACUUGACUUCACUCCUACGGGCAAGCCGUCGCUAGUCUUGAAUGUUGUCGACGCACAAGUAGCUCACUUUAUCAAUCGUGAACGCUCGUAUACAUUCCAGCUCGAUACAGAGGAUGGAGGACACUAUCUUCUCCAAGCCGCUUCAAAAGUCGAGAUGAUCAAGUGGAUCCAGACUAUCGAUCGAGUGUCCAAGUCCGCGGCAAAACGACGCUUGACCUACCUUGGCAAUUCCCCCAAGCCUCAGCUAUCAGAUCAUAUACAUGAACGUCCAAAGACGGCUUCAAGAGACCCUACCGCUACAGUUUUUGGAGUAGACCUUGAGUUCUUGCUAAAGCGAGAGGCUGGCGGGAAUCCAGUACCUCAGGGUGCUGUUCCAUCUGUCAUCGAGCGAUGCUUGCAAGAGGUCGAAGCUAGGGGACUGAGCGAAGUCGGAAUCUAUCGAAUCGCUGGGGCCAGCUCUGAAGUGAAUGGACUCAAAGAAAAGCUGAAUCGCGGGGAAUGGCCAAUUACGCUGUCGACGGAUAUUUACGCUGUUUGUGAUAUUAUCAAGACCUGGUUCCGUGUGUUGCCUGAACCUGUGUUCCCUUCAUACUCGUAUCACGAUGUUAUCGAGGCCAUGAAAAUCGAGGACCUAAACUCUCGGAUAGAGAGAAUCCGUACAGUGAUCCAAGCUCUACACCGUCAUAAUUUCGAUUUGUUAAAACGCGUCGUUGAGCAUCUCGAUCGGGUAACGGACUACGAAGAACAUAAUCAAAUGGGCUCCGACGCACUGGCCAUUGUGUUCAGUCCAAACCUGCUGCGCGCUCCUCACAAUGAUUUCGUCAUGAUCAUGGCCAACAUGCAGCACACCAAUAGACUUGUGAAAGCCCUGGUGACACAUUUCCACACUAUCUUUGAUGAGAUAGAUCCGGACGCGGAGGGCGAUCACGAUGAAGAUGAGGACGAAUUCGAAUUACCUAUCCCGGAGGAGGAUGAAGAAGCCGACGCCGAAUUUCUUCGUUCUGCUCCCAUAAUUUAUCCCGGUUCUGAAAACUCGCUUGUCUCGCAGAUCUCAUAGCAAGCUUCUAAUCAUACCUUCGUUUCACUUCAUGGAACUCUUGAUCCCUCUAUUCUGCUCGCAUUGUUUGUACUCUAUCUCAAUAACAUCCGUACCUUCUCAGCUAGGACAGUGUCUACUUUCUCAAUAGAUAUCCCGGUCUCGCUAGCUGCAUAAUUCGCGUUAUUUCUCCAUUACGACCUUGUAGUAACUUUAGCUGUCCUAUCCAUACGAAAGUUUUGUCUAGGUCUCCUGGAUUACAUCACAGAUGUUACUCU